UGCGGAUGCGAAGGCGACGGAGGUUCGUGAAGAAAUAAAGGCACUAAGACACGUUUUUUUUCUGUUGUCAGAGGAGACAACAGAAGAGAGACCGAUCAGCCCAGCCUAGUCCCAAGAGAGCAUCAGAGGAGGAACAAGGUGACUACAAUGAGGCUGGGUCUUCUGAUGUGGAUGGUUUUCAGCUUAACGGAAGGCGGUGCAGCACAGCCCGAACAGUACAGUAGAGCGGUGGAUUGGUUGAGCAGGUAUGGCUACCUUCCUCCUCCCGAUCCACGGACAAGUAAACUGCAGACCAAGGAGGGGAUUGAGAAAGCGAUUCGCAUCAUGCAGAGAUUUGGAGGGGUCCCGGAAACUGGGCUGCUUGACGAUGAAACCCUCAAACUCAUGUCGACACCACGAUGCUCUCUCCCUGACAUUGUUGGGGGAGAGGACAUGCUGAAAAGGAGGAGGAGGAGGAAAAGAUAUGCCCUGUCAGGCCUUAAAUGGCACAAGUUAGAUCUCACAUGGAGUGUCCACAGCUACCCAUCCCCCUCCCUCUCACCUACCCUGUCUAAGGAUUUGGUGGACACCAUCCUCACUCACGCCUUCAAAGCCUGGAGUGACGUGGCCCCCUUGAAUUUCCACCGGCUAUCGACUGACGGGGGUUCUGCAGCUGGAGGGGACAUCAGAGUGUCUUUUUCCAGUUUGCUGCAUGACGACGGGUACCCUUUUGACGGGAAGGGUGGCACUCUGGCUCACGCUUUCUUCCCUGGCACGCAUGAUAUGGCGGGUGACACACACUUCGAUGAUCAUGAGAUCUGGAGCUACACUGGUGACAGCAGCAGCACAGACCUGUUCACAGUUGCAGUGCAUGAGUUUGGCCAUGCUCUGGGUCUGUCCCAUUCCUCCACUGAUCCAUCCAUCAUGAGGCCGUACUACGAGGGUCCUGUGGAAGACAUUGCCAAGUUCCAGCUGUCCCUGGACGACAGGCUGGCUAUUCAGCAGCUUUACGGUGUGAAGAACAGCGGGCGACCAGGUGGGGUUAAUCCCGACCUCCCAAGCCUUCCCUCGCCACCUCCUCCUAAACCAACACAGCGUUCUGACCCCUCGUUCCCCGAGCGCUGUCAGGGAGGCUUUGAUGCAGUCGCAAAUAUCAGAGGCGAGGUCUUUUUUUUCAGAGGCGCACACUUCUGGAGAACUAAGCAAGACGGGUCUUUACUGUCCCUCAGUCCAGCUCAGAUUAAAAACUUCUGGAUCGGGCUUCCACCUGGCACAAACAAGAUUGACGCUGUGUAUGAGAGGAAAAGUGACAGCAGGAUCAUCUUCUUUAUUGGAUCUCAGUACUGGGUCUUCAAGGACACUGAAGUCAUGAAAGGUUACCCUCGGCCCCUCUCUGAAUGGGGCAUGAGGACAAAGAGGGGGAAGCUGGUGGACAGGGUGGAUGCAGCCUUUAUCUGGGCUCAUAACGGCAAGACCUACGUGUUCAGCGAAGGGGAGUUUUGGAGGUUUGACGAGAGCCGUAAAGGUGAAGAGGUGACCAGGAAGCUGGAGCCGGGCUACCCACGAGACAACGGGCUCUGGGAAGGAGUGCCCACCCGCAUGGAUGACGUCAUCACCUGGGGAGACGGAGAUGCCUACUUCUUCAAGGACAACCUCUUCUGGAUAUUAAAGAGCGGAGGACUGAACCAAGACGUUGUCACUCCUAAAUCCAUUGCUGUACACUGGCUCAGAUGUCCCGCUCCACCUUCAGCCCAUCCUCCAACCAAUCCCCGAAACCCAAAGGAGUGCAGCUGUGACAUAACGGGAUCAUCUUCAGUUCUAAGAAGCAGUUGGAUCCUCCUGAUCUCUGCUUUAUUGGUAAUGAAUGAGUUUAUUAGAAAAUAGAAACCUGAGUUUGGUAUUUGCCUGAUACGUGUUGAGCGAGGCUACAGGCUGUUGUUUGUACCAAUCCUCAUUCCACUGGAGGCUAACAGGGGCUCUUUACUUCAUCAGAUACUCACAGCACAUUACAACCCAACAAAGCUGGUUUCAAAUUACAUACUAAAGUCAUAAAAAGCCACUGUUAGAUACCUGCCUUUUAAGGCCUAUGUUACCUUGAAUACUUGCCUUAUCAGAACAUACUUGAUUUGUGAAAAUAGUCAAUUUUGCACCCUCCCUCCAUACUGCUAUAGAAUGUCACCUCCUUCUUUUUCUAGAUUAAGUAUUGGAUUACAUGGAGCCUGUAUAGGAGAAUGUAUGGAAAUUCAACACCAAAAUGCAGCAUGCGGGCUACUCCCUCAUAAUGAGGUCUUGUUCAACCACCUUAUGUUUGGUCAGUAAACUGGCGACACAAACAUACUUAUGCGAACUAGUCAAUGUCUUUUCAGAGUAGAUUUGUGCGUGUGUGUGUGCAUAUAUAAGGCCCAUAAAAAAAAUACUCUUUGGUAAAUUAAACUUGAAGACAGUGUACUGUGAAAGAGCUGAGGUGGACCUGUGGUUUGUUUUGUUGUUGUUUUUUUUUUUUGGUUUGGUACAGAUGUUUUACAUGUAAAUAGUUUUCAGUGGAAACAAGGAUAAUUGCAAAUAUGGUGCAAGACAACAAUCAAGAAAGAAAGAAAAACACCUUUUUGUUAAUAAUUAAGAAGAAUUUAAAUCAUUACAGUUUUUUUUCCAUUUUUCUUUUUUACGCUCUUGUUAAUUACUAUCAUACAACAAAACUUUUUUUUUAAACUUGAUACAUAUGUGUACACAUGUAAUGCAGUAAAUCAUUUUAAUGCUUAAGAUUUGCAGGCUUGAGGGAAUGUUUUUAUUUAUACUGUAGCUGCAGGUCUGGAUGCAAAAAGUCAGCAAAUGAAGCACAAUUUUCAAGUGUCGGUUAGAAAAUAUAAUCAUUAAAACAUCAGAGUUCUUAAUAUUAGUUUGCUUUUUGUGUUGUAUCUUCAUCCCUGACUACAACUGGCUAAGUUAUCUCAAAAAAAUUGUCUUGAUCUCACCACCUUCAGGCUGAAACUGUGUUCUUGCCAUACACUUAUCUGGUGGUGUACAUCAUGACCCAUAUAUGAUAAAUAUCCUUUAUGUGUCAGCCUGAGAGCACAGAUUUAUAUCUUUUUUAGGAACACCCCUUCCUCAGGGCCAUGACAUACUUACAGGCUGUUACAGCAUAUCAGUACUAUAAGUGGAAAAACACAAUGUUGUUAAGCCUGAUUGACAAGUGUCUGCUGUUCUUCAGUCUUUUUUCCCCAAUUAAAAUAUGUUUCUUGUUUUAAUUAGUUACUUUGAUUCUGACCUUAUGCU
Molecule: messenger RNA, 3252 nt
Organism: Toxotes jaculatrix (banded archerfish)
Lineage: Eukaryota; Metazoa; Chordata; Actinopteri; Toxotidae
Gene: mmp25b
Product: matrix metallopeptidase 25b
Exons: 11
Coding region: 148-1863 (571 amino acids)
Biological process (GO): proteolysis; extracellular matrix organization; collagen catabolic process
Cellular component (GO): extracellular matrix
Molecular function (GO): zinc ion binding; metalloendopeptidase activity
Source: RefSeq, a predicted model, not a curated record